Carassius carassius (crucian carp) is the source of this 1035-nucleotide messenger RNA. Its product is annotated as leucine-rich melanocyte differentiation-associated protein-like. The transcript has 6 exons. Lineage: Eukaryota; Metazoa; Chordata; Actinopteri; Cypriniformes; Cyprinidae. The record is from RefSeq and is a predicted model, not a curated record. Gene Ontology annotation, biological process: melanocyte differentiation. The coding region runs from base 493 to 1035 and encodes 180 amino acids.
AGGAUCAUUCUACUUGAAGCAACGCUACUAUUAAAGCUUUAACGUGUUGUUUCAUCUCAAACGAUUGUGUGAACACACGACUUGAACAGUUAAAUAUGAUUAUCGAAAUUAUACUACAGUGAAAUAUGAGUUAUUAUACGCUGUAUAACACUUUAAACACAUGCUUUACAAAUUCGCCUCAACUUCCAGUGAUUAAAACUGUUACCUGUUACCGAGAGCGGCCUGUAUCGCUAGCAGCAAUGUUACUCACCAUUAUUUUCAUGCAAGAUGUUAUGAGCAGCUGAAACAGAUUUGAGCAAUUGGAUAGUGGCGCGUGCUUCCGUUCAAGAUCAGCUGACACAAGCACGCGGUAGAACUAAAGCUUCAUUCGGAGCGUAUUUUAAAAGUUUAUUUUGAAAACACAAAGAACACAUUUCAGUCUUAUGAGUUGAGAAACGUUUGUGGUGGUCCUCGUUUGAUGCAUCUUUCCUUCUGAACUGUCAUUUCACUACAAUGGCACACAACGAGUCAACGGUUGUAGUGAAUGGAAGUCAGGUGUCCUGCAUUGGGCAUAAUUGGGAAGACAUUCCAGAUUUUCUUGGGGCAAAAUAUGGAGAAGUAGCAAGAAGAUUAGAUCUCAGCUUCAACCAACUGAGGUCACUGACAGGCCUGAAAGCAUUCAGCCAACUGGAAGAGCUGAUUGUGGACAACAAUCUUCUCGGAAAUGACCUCCGGUUGCCCAGGUUACCACGGCUCCAUACCCUAACACUCAAUAAGAACCAAUUCACUGACAUAGAGGCCCUGUUGGAGAAUUUGGCAGAAGUGACGCCAGUGCUGGAAUACCUGAGCCUUCUGGGAAAUGAGGCCUGUCCCAACCAACUGGUCAGCAUAGAUAAAGAUGAAGACGACUAUCAGAGAUACAGGCACUUUGUGCUACAUAAGCUGUCAAAGCUGAAGUUCCUGGACACCAGGAGAGUGACCCAGUGGGAGCGGUCAGAGGCCGAAGCACGUGGAGCUUUCAUGAAGGUGUUCAAGCCAAAAAAUGACCAAGUUUAG